GGGCCCAAGCAGGCAGCCCAGGCCCUGGCCCAAGCCGCCGCCGCAGACUGCGUUGGAGCAGCGCGCCGUGCACAAGUACGUGUUAGUGCCUUCCGCGCACCUGCAGCCGUGACGAGUCGAGUACGGAUACCCACAGUGUUUUUGCGAGUGUGACGAAGUGCCCCGCGCGUGUGACAGUGCUAGUGACGGUGUGUGCGUGUGUGAGUGUGCGUGACAGUGCCACCCUGUGACGUUCAAGCUGGAUGUGAUACUCGCCCGGCCCGGCCCUGAGCCGCCGCGGCCUCAAGCAGUGCACCAGGUGGAGGUCCGGCCGUGCCCCCAGGGCGCCGCUCAAGGCGGCCCCCGCGACACGCUGGCGGAGGUCAAGGGUGACGCCAUCAGGCAGUGGGUGGAGCAGGCUGCCGCCCUGGCCCUGGCCCGCUCCCCCAAGCCCAUCAACAACAACAACAACCACAUCACCAACAACAAUGAACUCUUGAAGGGCGGCAGCGUCUUCCCCGCGAGGCAGUGGUCGCCCACCCUGCAGCAGCCCCCCGGGGGGGCCGUGGUGGCGCCGCCGCUCCUGCCCUCGCCGGCGGGGCCCUGGUCCAGGGCGUCCGUGUCGCCGCCCGCCACCGUCGUCCCGGCGCCCGAGACGCCCACCGCCGCCAUGCUGGUGGCGCCACCCCGGGGCCUGGACGAGCAGCCGCUCGACUUCUCUGUCCCCGAGCACGUCAAGAAGAAUGGACUCAAGCACCUGAACAAUAACAACAACCACAGCCCCGCCACCAGCCCGUCGUACAUGCGCCAGGACGCGGCUUCGUCGGCGAGCUCGUCGGAAGACGAGGGCGUCGGCGGCAACACCGAGUCCUCGAACGUGGAGUCCUCGCCGUUGGCGGCGCACGAGGAUCGCGAUGUGGACCCCGAGAGCCCCCUGUACAAACCUAAUGACAAACUCUGGCUGUCCGGCGGUGACGCGCUGAGAUGGCACAUCCCCGAGGACCACCACCAUCACCACCAUCACCACCACCAGCACCAUAUCCACCGACACCACCACCGGGACGACCGGGACAGAAGUCGGGAGCGCGACGCCGUCCAGGACCUCCAGGCGGCGGCCGCCCUCCGCGCCAGGAUAGCCCUGGGUCAUGACCGACUGACCAACGGCGACGCGGCCAGCGACGAUGAGGACCGAAGCGUCGGCGGCAGCGACGUGGCCGACGACGUCCUCCACCUCGCCCAGGACGACGACUCGAGAGACUCCACCCGGAGGACGGAUGGUGACUCCCCCGCGGUGACGCGCGGCCCCGGCCUGCCCAGCAGGCCGUCCACCUCGCCCUCGUCGGGCAUCAGCAGCCACGUGACCUCGUCGGCGGGCGCCUCGCUCGGCGGCAGCCCCGCCACGGGCGCGGGCGCCGGCCUCGGCGCCAACCCCAACCUCAGCGCCAUCGCCGCGCUGCAGGCCGGACAGCUAUCGCAGAUGAUGGGACUCAACCCUCAGAGCCAGCUCCUCCUCCAGAGCCAACUGGCGAACGCGGCCGGGGCGGGCCUUCCCUCGUCGCUGGCCGGGCUCGCGCCCCAGGAGCUGCAGGCGGUGCAGCAGCAGCUGCAGCAACACCACCAGCAGCUCCUGCAGCAGCUGCUGCUCUUCCAGCAGGCGAGCGGCGGCCCGCAGAUGCCGGCGCAGGCGCAGUUCUUCCUGCAGAAUCAAGUGCAGCAGUCGGUGCAGCAGUCAGUGGCCCAGGCAGCUCAGCAGCUGCAGCAGCUGCAGAAGCAGGGCGCCGUCUCACCGCCCGCCAGGCUAAGCUCGUCGUCUUCGGCAAGAUCGUCGGCGUCGUCCGCGGCGCGGGACUCGGACGCGUCCGCCCGGGACAGUCCGCCGUCCGCCGCCACCCUCCAACAGCUGCGGGCGCAGCUGCGGGGGCAGCUGGGAGGUGCGCUUCCGGGUCAGCUCACCCCUAUGGCCAGCAAGCAGCCGCAGCCACGCGCUUUGGAGCCCGCCUUGGAGGAGACGACCGACCUCGAGGAGCUCGAGCAGUUCGCGAAAGCUUUCAAGCAACGGCGCAUCAAGCUUGGGUUCACGCAGGGUGAUGUCGGUCUGGCCAUGGGUAAACUCUACGGCAACGACUUCUCGCAAACGACCAUUUCGAGGUUCGAGGCCCUCAACCUAUCGUUUAAGAACAUGUGCAAGCUGAAACCGCUCCUCCAGAAGUGGCUCGAGGACGCGGACAGCACCAUGGCGAACCCCAACUCACUCAACAACCCCCUGACGACGCCCGAGGCCAUUGGGCGGCGGCGGAAGAAGCGGACGUCCAUCGAAACGAACGUCCGGGUCGCCCUGGAGAAGGGCUUCAUGGCCAACCCCAAGCCCACGUCGGAGGAGAUCACGAUGUUGGCCGACAGCCUAGGCAUGGAGAAGGAAGUGGUUCGGGUGUGGUUCUGCAACAGAAGGAGAAGAGAAUCAAGCUUGACGUUCCCGGCAUGGAGGGGGGCCAACAAGACUUCCCCAUGGACCUCCUCCAACCCCGCGAACGCGAGCGCGACCAGCCCUCCGUCUCCCCCUCAGCAGUCUGUCGGGACCUGGCCAGAUAGCCGGAGGCGUCCGGAGGGCCUGGCGUCACCCAAGCCGUCGGCCAAGUCGUCCGGACUCCCCUCAGCAUACCAAGCUACCUGCCCUCCACAUAUCGAGUGGCGGGGCCCGCGUCUGCCCCCCCGACAGUCAUGGCUGGACGAAGCCCCACCUACUAAAGUUCCUCUCUACAGUACCAAAUAAUGUAUUACUAUGACGAGUUAAGAGAGAUACUGUGUUUUAACGUUAGAGUCUUCUAGUUAGAGUGAGAAGUAGGAUAGGCACUGCUUACCCUCCAGGGCGAGCGACUCUCCGAGCGGCUCAGUCCCCUUCCUCGGGGCGUAGCGAGGCCCUUGAUCUCGCCUUGCCCUUAUGGCGCCUCUCUCGCCCCCCCCCCCUUUCCCGCCAAGCCGCGCGCCCCGCCCACCCCGUGCCGACAGUUGGUCCUGAGGAUGGACCGCUCUGGGCUGGGAUGGGCGAGGCCUCGCGGCACGGCCCCUCUCCCCUCCCCCGGCGCUAACGAGCCUCUACCUGUCUGCAGGGAGAGACUCACGAUCCCUGGAGGAUAGCAGUGAGUCAUGUUAACCCAUGUUUGCCUAAGUUUGUUUCUCGCCCAUUCCCACCACCGCAAAUCUUAUUGCGACAUUGUUUCGCCCAUGUUUUUAAAUCACCAAAUACCUGACCAAAUAAUGGUUGGGAGUACCUGAUAAUGUGGGCUAUUCUCCUUUGAUAUUAAUCUGUUGUGUUCUUGCAAAAGCUACUUGUGGCUGAGUCCAUAAAUCAAUUUUGAGUUAACAGUUUUCUUUUUUGUUUUUUCCUUGUUUAAUUUGCUCAACUCAUUAAAACUUAGUUGUCAUAUCUUAUGUGAUUGUAAGCAUGGGGUAGAACUCGUGAGUCGGGAAAUUUGUCUAGUUGUAUGACUGAUUUGUUGUUUUCAUAUGUUUAUUAUUAUUACAGAUAAUACUAUUAUUACUGUUUUCCCUUUUUUCCGAAAUUAGGGCCUUAAGUACAUGUUCGUGAUUUGUCUAUGUAUACCUUUUUUGUGAAAAGUGAUCCAUACUUUUGCCAUUGACAUCUGAUAAUGGAAUGUGAAACCAAAGUUAUUCUAUGUAUACCUCAUUCAUUCCUUUAUCGUUCCAUAAGAAUUUUACAGCUUUUAAACUAUUCCUAAGACUGCAACAAAUCUAAAAAUCCGUGAUCUUUUGAAUGUUUAAUUUAUUAAAUAAAUUCUAUUCAAUCAAUCUAAUUCGGUAUACUAAUUUCCAUGUUAGGUGGUGUUCGACCAGCAUAGCUUUGCCCUAAUUAGUGAGAAAAAAGACAUUUGACCUAUUAUUUGUUUUUGUGCAGAAUGUUAGCAAAAUUUUCAUUCGCAAUUUUAUAAAAAGUAGGCGAUGAAUAAAAAAGUUUAUGUAUAGUGCAAUUCAAUCUGUGUACAUGAUUUGUAUAUGUGAUAUUUAAAUGUUUGGGACUAGUUCGUCUCUAGCUAUACGCAUUUUAUUUGGUCAUUUAGAAAAUGUUUAUUUAAAUUAUAUUUCUGGUAAGAAUGUACGGUAUAUUUGUUCCUACCUCAUGAAGUUGUUGUUGCAACUGGUUAUCAGCAUAAGCAGCAGAAACUAUCAAAGUACAGGGUAACAAAGUCAUUAUAUACGUAUGUGUGUAUGUAAAUGUAUGUACUGUAUGUAAAGUAUGUAUUAUCGGUGUGGCCAUGAGUUUUGUGUUAAUAAUUCCUUAAAAUUGUAGAGAAUGCAGACUCAUUUCUACUGUAAUUUUGUUUUGAAAUUCAAACAAAUACAUGCCUUCGAUUAUU
This is a messenger RNA of Frankliniella occidentalis (western flower thrips), 4352 nucleotides long. RefSeq names its product protein nubbin-like. The record is from RefSeq and is a predicted model, not a curated record. The coding region runs from base 650 to 2749 and encodes 699 amino acids. NCBI's taxonomy places the organism in Eukaryota, Metazoa, Arthropoda, Insecta, Thysanoptera, Thripidae. Gene Ontology annotation, biological process: regulation of transcription by RNA polymerase II. The transcript has 8 exons. Gene Ontology annotation, molecular function: RNA polymerase II cis-regulatory region sequence-specific DNA binding; DNA-binding transcription factor activity, RNA polymerase II-specific.